Molecule: messenger RNA, 639 nt
Organism: Penicillium verhagenii
Lineage: Eukaryota; Fungi; Ascomycota; Eurotiomycetes; Eurotiales; Aspergillaceae
Exons: 1
Coding region: 1-639 (212 amino acids)
Source: RefSeq, a predicted model, not a curated record
AUGGCCGCCUUCUCCUACGGUGGCUUGGAGCCUUAUAUUUGCUCAGAUGAGGAACUGGAGACCGACGAGAGCGAGGAAGAGGCUGAGGACGACCAUGUCAAUCUUACGCUUGCGAACGUCAAAGAAGGAACCGAGCUGCAACAGCCAGCCCAAGCACCGCUGAACUUCUGUCUUGGCACCAGUGAGUGCAACACGCACAUACUGCGAUGGGAGACAGCAUGGAAGAAGCUCUUUCAACGAGAGUCAGGCGUGCGACAAAAUAAGAUGAAUACUACAAAGAUGGUUGAGGGGAGCCUAACCAUCUGCAACAAUAGCCAUCUCAAGGUUUUUGAGCCACGUAAAGGGGACAGCACAAACUUCAUAUCGAAACCCUUUGAGGAACACAAGGAGCUUUCCGAGAUAUGGAAAACACUCAGCUUCCUCAUCUUCGCGAUGGAGUACAGAGUGGAAAUGAAAGACGGGUCGGUCCUCUUGCAAACUGAGGACUCAGAGGGAAAUUUUACCCAGACAGCCGAGUUCUAUCCCUUCCAGCGUCAAUUGACCACACGUGCAGAGUGCAAGAUGGAUGACCUUGUCUUGAACACCAUCGUCAACAAGGCGAAAGUACAGAAGGGUAAAAAAAAGUUGCACCUUUUGUAA